UAAUUAAGAUAUUAUUAGAGGAUGUAUCCAAAGACCAAAAAACUAUACAACAACUUUAUAAUACUGAUUAUAUUUCAGUUUCAAAGGUUACAAUACAAGUUAAUGCUGUUAUUAAGUCUAUCACAACUGAUUUUAUUG
Messenger RNA from Racocetra persica, 138 nucleotides. The record is from the annotation of a GenBank genome assembly. NCBI's taxonomy places the organism in Eukaryota, Fungi, Glomeromycota, Glomeromycetes, Diversisporales, Gigasporaceae.